This is a messenger RNA of Phyllotreta striolata, 1845 nucleotides long. Lineage: Eukaryota; Metazoa; Arthropoda; Insecta; Coleoptera; Chrysomelidae. The record is from the annotation of a GenBank genome assembly.
AUGGAAGAUGCGAAUGUAUUGGAGCUGCAAAUAAAAACAUCGGUGUUAACUAAAUUACAAAAACUUAAUAUCAGUAAUACGACAACUGACGAAAAUAAACAACAACGGACUGAACCAAUUCAUUUAGAUUUACAAAAGGAAAAUGAUAAAAACGAAGCAAACGCCGUGCAGCCGGCGCAAAAACUCCUGGUGCAAGAUUACAUUUACGCAGCAGAAGUUCAAAGGCAAAAGGAAGUGGUCAAAAACGUUCAAUCUAGGUUAAAACAAUUCGAAGACUUCUCCAAAAAUCAAGAAGUGCAUCGAAAACAACAAUGGAUAAACAAACAACAGCAAUUCGUCAACGAUAUUCAACAAAAAGAACACGACAUAUUUCAAGCCCUUGAAGAAUACGAUAGAACCUCCUCAAACGAUCACGCUCAAUUGGCCUUGUACUACAAAAAAUUAGAAUUACGCAGACAGCAACACGAAAAGGAAUUAAAAAAGAGAGAAAAAGAAAAGCAAAUAUUAUUCGAUUGCAUCGAUAACGUAAAAAAAUUGCAAGCCUCAUACAGAAGUUCCUACGAACACAUUUUGUUGAACCUGAAGCGAUGCGUAAACUCGGACAUGCUAAAAUCUAAACUUUCUGAAGACUACAAACAACUCAACGUCAUUCAAGGAAACUUUGACAAAAUCAUCAGCAGAUGCUCGAGCGGUAAACUAACCGAGAACGAUGUCGCAAAAGCCGCUGAACUCGUAUCAGAAUUACAAAAUCUAGAAAAAAGAAUAAGCCAAAGCGUCGACGAAGUCAAUCAAACCGUUGAAAAAUCGCACGUCGAAGCGACCAAACCUAAAGUUCCUACAGCUACCGCUGCACCUCUACCUCCUGCUACACCGGCCAUUUCCCAAACCGAACAACCGGAACUAACAAACUUGACCAAAUUCGUGAGUUUAUCGAACAUAAAAAUGUACGUGAAACUGAUGGACUUCUACGAGAAAUUCACCACGAGCUUGAAGGCUUUAGAAACCGACAAAACCCACAAAAAAUUCAUCCUAGAUUGCAAGAAAGCCAUAAACAUCCCCGUGAAUUCACUCUCCGGCGUCAAUACAGAACACAUCCUAGAUAAAUACAACAAACUGUACAGACUUUUAAAAGGCCAGGACGUAAUAAUCAGCGACAACAGAGUAAACGCCUCGGCUCAUCCAUUGGGAGUCUCCUUUUGUAUGAAUUUAUUAGCCAAACAAUUCGUGUUACAAAGCGAUUUGAUCAUAUCGAGCAACCCCGGUUCGGCCUUUUGCUACGCUACUGUAAUCAUGUCGCUGUGGAACGAAUUCCCCUUAUUCGGGCAACUGGUACUAGCGUGUUUCUACAAAAACUGCCCGCAUUUAGUACCGUACCACAUUCCGAGGCAAGUAGACGAAACUGACGAGAUGUACUACACAAGACAAGGCUACCAAUACCCCAACGGACAAAUCGAGAAACAAGAUAAAUAUCUCAAAAGAAUGACGGGACUGAUGCGAUUGUACGCAGCUAUAAUGGUGGUGAAGCCGAAAAAAGGCCACAGGAACGUUUACAACAUCCAAUACGGUUGGAAAUGGUUGGCUUCUACUCUAAAGUUAGAGCCUCAAAUCGAUAUUACGGCUACGUUGAUCCACGCUUUCCUGGAAACGGCCGGAUUCGAGCUGGAAACGUGCUACGGGAGAAUGUUCCAGAAAUUGCUGAGGAUUGUUGCCGUAUCGUUCGGGCCGAAUUGCAAGACUCAAUGCACCGGUGGAGCUACUACGAGAUUGCAGUUACUAAUCGAUGAUUAUUCCAAGAAGAGAAAAUUCGAAUCGCCCGAAGGGUACUUGAGUUACAAUUAUUGGUAG